AUGGGCUCUCUUACAGCGGAUCCGUAUGAUGCUGACCAAGACUCUGCAUCUGACGUUGAGCAAUCUUCAAACACAGCUGGAAAGACUGCUCAUCUAGCGAAAUCACCACAGCACCAAUCCGAAAGAACUUUGUUCUUCCUCAAGAAAGCCAACCUCUCUCCUCCAUCUCACAUACCAAAAUUGGCCGGACAGUCUGUGCCACAAACCUUUGACCCACUACCUAUCAACGCUGAUAAGGCACGACUCUUGCUUGCUCGGCUAUCUGACUGUAAACCGUCGGAAUCACAUCCACGAUACAAAUGGUUGCCUCAAAGUCGUCGAGAAAGAGGCAAUGAUGACGCCAGAAGUUUCAAGAAGCAUGAUGUUGCGCAGGCUUUCGACAAGGUCUUAUUCUAUACGCCACUCGAGCCAUCUGAUGUUGCACAAGCUGUUUUAUCAUUUGCACCAGGGACAUCUCUGUACGAGCUUUGGUCUCACCUCCACGAUCCCAAACUGGAAGAGAAGACGAAAAGUCGUCUAAAGAGGAUGUCAAGUCGACUCAGGCUGUCGCAGAUGCCCAAGAUGCCAAGUGAGCCUUGGUCAUGGUUGGACAGGAUGACUGAGGUAGAAGAUCCUGGCUAUAUCCGCUUGAUGUGCCAAGCAGGAUUGAGACAGGAAGGGUUGAAUCGGAUCCUCGGUGCCGCUUUACCAAAGCAUCCGUUGUCUGCCAUUGAAAUCCUUCUUAGCUACGGUGCUGUUGCCUCAGAUUGCAGAGAGGCUGUUCGAGAGCGUUCGAGGCAGGAAGAUACUGCUCUGGUGAGACUUCUGUUGUCCACUCCAGAUGCAAUGAGCGUUGAAGCCUGGCGGUACUGCAUAGAACCGUACGCUGAGAGCUCGCCUGAUGCGCUUUUGCUUUGUCUGGCACAUCGUCCGGAUGUGGUUUGCGGAACCCUACUGCUGCAAGCACUGGAAGCAGAAAACUUUUCAGCCACUGCAAUCAUAAUUGCAUACGCAGACUCAGAUGAAAGAUUCUGCGACAUUCAUCAGCGUGCAUGCGAAUUGACCACAAAGAUUGAGCCUCCACAAAGAAGGUAUGGAUUCUUCAUGAUACUCAUCGAGUCUGGAUGCGUAAAAGACAGUCUUGAGCUGCGUGUGGAACUUCUGAAAGAUGUAAAACUUCGCCAGUUUUCCCUGAUCAAGGCCUUGACGAGCGCCGGUGUCAAGUUGGACGUCGAGCCGAAUAAUGUGAUCUCCUGGGCCAUCUCCCAAAUGGAUUUGGAACUUUUGGAGCUGAUCAGAGACGGUGAUAUCACCUCGCCUGUUUCUCCGUUAUUGAAACUUGUACCUCCUUCCACCUCUGAACAAGAUAUGAUAUAUCUCUUGCACCUUCUAUCGCCGUUGGGUCUGACAGGCGAGCCAUUGCAUUUGCAUCUGGUCCGCGCCGUUGAACAACAUCAUGUUCGACUGGUGGAGAAAUUACUACAAAUUGGCGCAUCGGUCGAAUACGAUCAUGCUUCCGCUGUCCGCGCCGCCAUUGCCGGAGCGCACUUCGACAUCCUUGACAUCUUGCUUCGAAAGAUAAUCUCGUCAGGAGCUAUCUCAGGUACCAUAAAUACUGCCAUGGACCUAGCAUCCAGGCGUGAUAGAUUUCAAGCGAUGGUAGCCCUUCUGAAGAAGGGUGUCCCAGCCACGAGGCUUGCACUUCCGUUACGCACUCUAGUCGCUGAUGAGGGCGAGGUGGACCUCGAGUUGAUCCAGCUAUUCCUUCGACACAAGGCACCUGUGGACACUGAUGGCAGCCCUGGCGAGAGUAGCACCUCAAUAACCGCACGNAAAGGGGACGUGUUGCUACUCCGGUUGCUGUGCGAUGCUGGUGCUCAUUGUAAAGGUCUUUCCGAAGCCGUUCUGGUUGCUUUCAACACGAUAAAUACCCACCCUUACAAUGUCGUGCAAAGUAUGGUCGAAAUCUUACUGAACAAAGGGGCCUGUGGCACGCCCCUUCAUAAAACCCUUCUCUGCGCUGCUAAGAGCGACGACCGAUUGCAUAUCGUGCACCUCCUGAUCAAGAAUGGUGCGAAAGCAAACUACAAGUCUGGUGCUUGUUUUGCUCUUGCAAUCAAGCUGAGAAGGUCUGACUUACUCAGAAUACUGUGUCGCAGUUGUCCACCUAGUCAGAAGAGCAUGGAGUCUGUUUUGUCUCUCGCGAUUGAUGCUCGCUACUACAACUUGCCCGAUUUGGAAAUUCUCCUCAGCUCGACCUCUUCUGCUACUGUUGUUUUAAGCUCUUGGGAUUCUGACCAGCUGAGGGGCAAUCCUAACAUCACUAGUAUUAUACCUUGCUUACUAAAGCACGGGCUUGAUGUUGAUGUGCAAGACGGUUUUCUGCUCCGACUAGCGAUUCAAAAGAAGAAAAUCGACCUGCUUCGCACAACCCUCGAUGCCAAUCCGAACAUCAAGAGUCUAAGAUCGGCAUUUCGUACAGCUAACGGUGCCCAGAUGAAUAAUGUCAACAUUGAGGUCUUGAAACUCCUUCUAGAAAAGGCAGAGUCGUCUGAAGUAGGACAGUCAGAAGCACUCACAAAGUACACACGACUUGCGCUACUUGGCAAUCCGGAAGGACUCAAACUCCUUCUACGGUAUNNGGGGGCCAAAGCCGACUACGAUGACGGAAAUGCUCUCCUAACAGCAGCAUCUUCAGAGUCACUCAAUGUCGUCGAGCUUUUGCUGUCCUCGCAGCCUGCCCCAUCUACUGUGAAGCGAGUAUGCCUCUUAGUGGGAUCUGCCAAGUCGAACACAGCUCAGAAGUCUAAAAUCCUGGACUUGCUUCUAAACGCGAACGGUGGAUUUUCUGUCGAGGAUAUGUCGGCACUACUUGAUGACUGUAUCGCUUGUACCCACGAAAGCGUUCAGCUUCCGAAAAUCCUGUUGGCGCGAGGCGCAGAGGUCAAGUUCGAAUCCCUUAAAACGGCAAUGGCGAGAUCGUCUCCAGAACUCGUCGUGGCUAUGAUCGACUUCAUCAAAGAUCGCAAUACACUCAUGCGAUUGUUCGAACAAGCUCGGAUGACUCUUCAUACCCCUGACAGAGCCUUUUUGAUCUAUCAGUGUCUGUUAAACAGAGAUACCGCGCUGGGCAACCCCACUCCCGAAGCGACUCUGCAUGUUGCCCUUCUGGAAGCCAUCAGCCAAGGUUCUUCAACCCAAACCAUUGUGCAGCUUCUUCUCCAGAAAGGAGCAAAUCCGAACAAGAACAAAGCUGGAUGUUUUGUCUUGGCUGCUAAAGCGGGAAAUGAAGCCCAGUUCCGCAUUCUGAGUCAGUACGCGAAGUUAGACGUGGUUCUACCAGCACUUUUGGGCAGCCUACAAGAGGAAAGUCGAAUCGUGCGGUGGUUUCGCAUAUGCCUCAAGAGAAAGCACGCAGGAGUACUCGUUGACCAAGACAAGCUACUUUUUGGUUGCCUUCGCAAGUUCCCCAACGGCACAAAGCUUUUAAAACUACUCCUUGACAAUGGUAUCUCUGCUUCUGCGACACUGAGUUACAGCUUUCACGGGAAGCGUGAAGAAUGUACAGUACUCGUAUGGGCCAUUUUUCGGAAGCCAAAGAUUGGGAAUGAUACCAUACUCACAUUGAUAGAAAAGGGUGGCCACAACGGUCUGUCACAAAACAGUAUGACUAACUCGAGGGAUUAA
Messenger RNA from Aureobasidium vineae, 3666 nucleotides. Lineage: Eukaryota; Fungi; Ascomycota; Dothideomycetes; Dothideales; Saccotheciaceae. The record is from the annotation of a GenBank genome assembly.